This is a messenger RNA of Cajanus cajan (pigeon pea), 1278 nucleotides long. RefSeq lists its product as uncharacterized. The record is from RefSeq and is a predicted model, not a curated record. NCBI's taxonomy places the organism in Eukaryota, Viridiplantae, Streptophyta, Magnoliopsida, Fabales, Fabaceae.
CAGUCACCGUUUGUAACGCCAAUCUUCUAUUGUCGCAAGUCAAGUCUUCUCCCUACUCUGUCUCUCCAAUAGAGGAGAAACAAAAGAAAACGCUGGAUUCCAUAGAUCUUUACUUUACCUUGUAAACGUCACAAUUGUUCUUGGAAGUGAAGAGAUAUGGAGAGUGAAAGCAACAAGUAUAAGCAGAAGCAGAAGCUAGAGGUAUCUGAUAUCCUCAAGGAAUCUGUUAUGAUCUAUUUCAGAAACCUCAACUUCAUCAUCUACACCCUUCUCACCUCUCUUCCUCUCUUCUGUAUCAUGGUUUACUUUGAAAUUUACCUCCAAGAAAUCCUUGUUGAAACCUCCAAUAUUGUUAACCUGCCACAUGAUCACUUCACUCGCUAUGGCUACAGAAACUGGCCAGAUCUUACUAUCACAAGAUUCAACAAGGAUUAUUUCCUCAAGUUGAUUCUACUUGGAUUCAUUUACAUGGUGCCUCUCUAUGUCCUGGAGUUUGUCUCUGCACUUGUGACUAUAGAUUUGGCUUCAAAGCUACGUUCAAAAGAGAACAAAAUGACUCUUAAGGAGAUGUUUGAGACACCCUUUGACCUAUCAAGGUUGAGAGGCUCAUUUGUAACUUCUAUUUAUGUUCUCUUCUUAACAACUACUCAUCAGCUUGGAUUACUGUGGAUAGUCCUAAAUUACCAUGUUUUCUUGAAGGGCUUGAGAUUUAACGUGUUGUUUGCAGUAAUUUGCAGCAUGGCAUUUGCAAAGGUUUUAAGGAUGUAUUUGGAAUGGAGUGCAAUGUGGAAUAUGAGUCUUGUGAUCUCAGUGUUGGAGAGGAUAUAUGGUAUUGAUGCAUUAGCAGUUUCGGCUUAUUUCAGCAGAGGCAGUCACAGGAGGGGGCUCUUUUUGAUGCUGAUUUUCUUUGCUUUAGGACAUCUUUUGAGGCUUUCAUGCUACCAUGUUGGAGGCUAUGAGCAAGAGAAUGGAUUUUUUGUACAAGUUGGCUUGUUCUGCGUGGUGAAUCCGCUGAAGUGGGUGGUCUGUGUGAUCUACUUCCAUGAUUGCAAGGAGAGGAAGUUGGAAAUGAAAACUGAUGAGGAAUCAGGGAAAGAUGUUAAGAAUGGUUCGUGAAUGAGAAGUGGUUUGCGUACACAAAAAUAAGGGAGUCAAUUUGAUUUCAGAAGUCAGAACUAAGGUUAAGAUAGCUAGCUGGUUAAGCAGCCUUUUAAGAUGAUUAAUCAAUGUUGUAUUAUCCUGACUGUAAUAUAUUAAUCAACUUGGUUAUUGAAAAUA